This is a messenger RNA of Oenanthe melanoleuca, 1749 nucleotides long. It is a transcript of the gene GCLM, whose product is annotated as glutamate-cysteine ligase modifier subunit. Gene Ontology annotation, cellular component: glutamate-cysteine ligase complex. The transcript is spliced from 7 exons. Bases 217 to 1032 code for a protein of 271 amino acids. The record is from RefSeq and is a predicted model, not a curated record. Lineage: Eukaryota; Metazoa; Chordata; Aves; Passeriformes; Muscicapidae. Gene Ontology annotation, biological process: glutathione biosynthetic process. Gene Ontology annotation, molecular function: glutamate-cysteine ligase catalytic subunit binding; enzyme regulator activity.
CGCCAGGGGGCGCUUUCCCGCUGCGGCGCCGCGCCCUGAGGCAGCGCGAGGCGGGGCGCGCUCCGCUCCGCUCCGCUCCCGCGCCGAGCCCGCCCCGCCGCACAUUGUCCCGCGCCGCCCCUCGGCCCGGUGCCGGUGCUGAGUCACGGCCGGCUCGCCGCUGCCCGGGGCCGUAGGUGUCGCGGAGAGCCCGCCGGCCACCGCCUGAGCAGCGCCAUGGGGACGGAGGGCGCCCGCGUCCUGCUGGAGCGCGCCGGCAGGCUCACGCUGCAGACCGGCAACCUGCUCAACUGGGGCUGCCUGCGCAAGAAGUGCCCGGCCACCCCCAGCGAGGAGGUGCGGGACUGCAUCCAGAAAACACUGACUGAGUGGAGCUCAAAGAUCGGCCAAGACCAAAAUCAGGAAACACCGGAGGUUCUGGAAUGUACUGUAGCUCAAGCUCUAGAAAAAAUAAAUCCUGAAGAAAGGGAUGAGUUGAAGGUAUCAGCAAAGCUUUUCAUCGUUGGAUCAAACUCUUCAUCGAUCAGAGAUGCAGUUGACCUGGCAUGUUCUGCCCUCGGAGUUGCUCAGUUAGACUCAGUCAUUAUUGCCCCACCUCCUGUUGAAGAUGGAACUAACCUCUCCUUGGAAUAUUUGCAACCUUAUUGGAAAGAAUUGGAAAAUCUAGUUCAAAACAAAAAGAUUGUUGCCAUAGGUACCUCCGACCUAGAUAAAACAUUGUUAGAGCAGCUUUAUCUGUGGGCACAGGUGAAACCAAGUAGUAAUCAGGUGAACCUAGCUUCCUGUUGUGUGAUGCCACCUGAUCUCACAGCAUUUGCAAAAGAAUGUGACAUACAGCUGUUAACUCACAAUGACCCCAAAGAAUUACUUUGUGAAGCAAGUUUUCAAGAAGCUCUCCAGGAAAGCAUCCAGAACGUGAAAGCAAACGAAUGGAUUCCUUUAUGGCUUCUGCGGUAUUCAGUCAUUGUUAAAAGCAGAGGAAUUAUCAAGUCCAAAGGCUAUAUCAUACAAGCUCAAAGAAAUGCAUCUUAAAACACUUUUUUUUUUUUUUUUUUUGUUCUGUUUUGUUUUUUGUAAAGGCUGUUUAAAUUUCUUUGGGAUGGGGGAACAUUGCAUUUUUCAUAGAAAGAUUUUUACAGCAUUUAUAAUUAAUUACCAAAAGUUGUAAUUAUUCAGUGUGAUGUCAGUAGGCUUAUCUGUAGUGUUCUAACACUAUUUUUCUUUCUUAACUAUUGGUGAGUUCAUUCAAAAUAUGAAAUAUUUUGGGGCAUUUUUUAUUGAAGUUAUCUAUAGACUAACAGUUUAAAAUAAGUUUCUUUUGAUGACCAGUUCACUGUAAAAAUGAUUAUAUUUUAGCUGCCAUUAGGUAGCAAGGAGAAACAUAUAUUUUUGUUUUUUUAAAAAACAAAUUUCUCUUAAAUCAUACUUACUUGGUGAGUACACAUUUCAGGCAUUCAAGGACUAGCUUUUCUAUAAAGUUGUCAUCUUUUAUGAAACAAUAUCCCCCAAAAAUUAAGCUGGUAACUCAUUACUUGAUAUGUAUAUAUAGGCACGUCAGCUGUUUAAUUUCUGGGGGUGGGAAAAUUGGUUUAUUUUUAAUAGAGUGGAAAAGACCUCUAUGAUUUAAAAGAAAAUGCAUCUUCCAAAUUACUUUCUGACUGUUACUUGAAUUCCUUCUGGCUUCUUUGUGCCUCAAUACGCUUCAUUUAGUGUUUGCACAAGUGUGAUGGCAUUUUUACUGUUAGAAAU